GUUUUCUUAUUUUCUUAGGUAAGUGUUCAUAUUACUAAAUGCGGCCAUCUUUUGAUGCGACGAUCGUUCUCAUUUUUUCAAUCUGAUCGACGUACGCGCCAUCAUUUGAUGAUUGAUGGUGAAAUUAACCCGAGGGAAUGGUUUAAUUGGCAUAUGAAGGAAUACCAGCCUUGGUAUUUUGAUCGGCAUAAGUUUCUCUAUGAGCAGCAGCAGUAUGCUGCAUUCUCUCAUCUUCUUUGCCAUCAGGCUUAUUUCAAGGAUAUGGAGCAUCUGAUCCAGUACCCGCAGCCCGGAACGUAUAUUAUUGAUUGUAGGACAUCACCGGCAAAAAUGCACCGUUGGAUUCCCCAUAGCUAUUGGUUACCAAGAGAUGAGGUGGAAUAUGCGCUACAACUAACUGAUGAUGAAUUCGAGGAUAUGUAUGGUUUCAAGAAGCCUGGGAGGGAAAAUGAUGUAAUUUUGGUUUCUCAUGAUGGCCUUUUCUCCGAGCAGGCAGGAUGGGAAUGGAAGAAGCAGUUUUUUCAACACGUGUAUAAUUAUCGUGGUGGUACGAAUGAACUAUUUGGCGAGGCGUACCAUGAUUUUGUACCCAAGGAUCGCUUGGAUCCCUGGAAAGGUCCAUACCCUCAGAGUGCUAUCUUCGUAGAUAAAUGGAGCAAGCGAAAAGUCUUACAGCGCACUGGCCCAUUUGAUCGACAGUAUGAGAUGCAAGACUUUGCCCUCCCAGACUUGGAGUUAGAGAAGCCACGCCAUUCUGAAGAGGGACCUCGGCAGCAUAUGCCGUAUGGGCUGCAGUAGCUAUGGGGAAAUAGAGAGUGCUCAUAUUUCAGAACUUUUUUUACUUCUGAAUGUGUUGCUUUACGAGGAAUAUUCUUACAAAAAACAAUCCUAUGCAACAAACAGUGGUGCAACAAAAAACGCUGAAUUUGAAUAUUUUCUAGAUUGAUUGAGUAGUAA
Messenger RNA from Phytomonas sp. EM1, 957 nucleotides. Lineage: Eukaryota; Euglenozoa; Kinetoplastea; Trypanosomatida; Trypanosomatidae. The record is from the annotation of a GenBank genome assembly.